AUGUUACGUCGCAGCUCGCAAUGCCUUGUAAGUGCUGCACGCACUUGCGCCCCUCGUGUGGCUCAGUCCUUUACCGCCGGUAUCCGUCUACAGAAAGCAAGAUUUUCCACCAUUUACGACUAUCAAACGCCGUUUGAGGACAUAAAUCGCCAUCGUAGUGACGCUGAGCAGCGAAUCGCUCAAGUACCGAUUGUGGAAUUGGCUAGUAAUGUGGCUGUGUGUGACGGUGGCGGUGGCGCUCUGGGUCACCCGGUCGAGUACAUUCAACUGGACACGCGCGAGCACAAUACUCCACAGACCUGCAAGUAUUGCGGCAUUCGGUUCAAAAUGAAGGAGGGGUAUCAUGGUAGUCAUUAA
Messenger RNA from Plasmopara halstedii, 357 nucleotides. Its product is annotated as NADH:ubiquinone oxidoreductase, NDUFS6/13 kDa subunit. NCBI's taxonomy places the organism in Eukaryota, Oomycota, Peronosporomycetes, Peronosporales, Peronosporaceae. The record is from RefSeq and is a predicted model, not a curated record. Bases 1 to 357 code for a protein of 118 amino acids. Gene Ontology annotation, biological process: mitochondrial electron transport, NADH to ubiquinone. The transcript is spliced from 2 exons.